AUGUGGUCCAACACUAGUGCUGAUCCUUUCCUACUGACUGGCUUCCCAGGUCUGGAGACAUUUCAUCCUUGGAUUUCCAUCCCUUUCUUUGUCAUCUAUAUCUCCAUCCUCCUCGGCAAUGGCACUCUCCUCUUCCUUAUCAGAGAAGACCACAUUCUUCAUGAGCCUAUGUACUACUUUUUGGCUAUACUGGCAGCCUCAGAUCUAGGAGUGACUUUGACAACAAUGCCCACAGUGCUUGGUGUUCUGUGGCUGGAUCACAGGGAGAUUAGCCACGGGGCCUGCUUCUUCCAGGCCUAUCUAAUCCAUUCACUCUCAAUCGUGGAGUCUGGAGUCUUGCUUGUUAUGGCCUAUGAUCGUUUUAUUGCCAUCUGCAAUCCCUUAAGAUACACCUCCAUUCUCACCAAUGCUAAGGUGGUGAAGAUAGGUCUAGGGGUUCUACUGCGAGGAUUUAUACUUAUUGUGCCCAUAAUCAUCACCCUUUCUGAAUUCCCCUACUGUAGGUCACAUGUCCUCUCCCAUGCCUUCUGUUUACACCAAGAUGUGAUCAAACUGGCCUGUGCUGACAUUACUUUCAAUAGACUUUAUCCUAUAGCCUUGGUUUCAUUAACUGGCUUCUUGGACUCUAUGCUUAUCCUUAUCUCUUAUAUCUUAAUCCUUAAGACUGUUAUGGGCAUUGCUUCAGGUAAGGAGCAGACAAAAGCUCUAAACACCUGUGUUUCUCAUAUUAGCUGUGUUCUGGUUUUUUAUGUCACUGUGACUGGGCUGACCCUCAUUCAUCGAUUUGGGAAAUAUGUGCCACAUAUAGUUCAUAUCAUCAUGAGUUAUAUCUACUUUCUCUUCCCCCCUUUUAUGAAUCCAAUAAUCUAUAGUAUUAAGACCAAGCAGAUCCAGAAUGGUAUCAAUCGUCUUCUCUCUUUCCAUAGAACUUGA
Pipistrellus kuhlii (Kuhl's pipistrelle) is the source of this 933-nucleotide messenger RNA. Its product is annotated as olfactory receptor 51B2-like. The transcript has a single exon. NCBI's taxonomy places the organism in Eukaryota, Metazoa, Chordata, Mammalia, Chiroptera, Vespertilionidae. The record is from RefSeq and is a predicted model, not a curated record. Gene Ontology annotation, molecular function: olfactory receptor activity; G protein-coupled receptor activity. Gene Ontology annotation, cellular component: membrane. The coding region runs from base 1 to 933 and encodes 310 amino acids. Gene Ontology annotation, biological process: G protein-coupled receptor signaling pathway.